AUGCGCGCGGCCCAGGAGGAAACGGGCCAGGGCAAGCUGUUCUCCGCCAACAUUACGGCGGACGACCCCAACGAGAUGAUCGCGCGUGCCAAGUACAUCCUGAAUCAGAUGGGCCCGAUGGCGGAGAAUUGCGCCUUCUUGGUCGACGGCUACGUGGCUGGCGGCACUGCGGUGACCGUUGCGCGCCGCAACUUCCCGAAGCAGUUUCUGCACUACCACCGCGCCGGCCACGGCGCAGUGACCAGCCCGCAGACGCAGCGUGGGUACACCGCCUUCGUGCACACCAAGCUGUCGCGCGUCAUCGGUGCCAGCGGCAUCCACACGGGCACGAUGAGCUUCGGCAAGAUGGAGGGCGAUGCUUCGGACAAGAACAUCGGCUUCAUGCUACAGGACGACGUCGCCGACGGCCCGUACUACCGCCAGGAGUGGGAGGGCAUGAAGCAGACCACCCCGAUCAUCUCGGGUGGCAUGAACGCCCUGCGGCUGCCUGCGUUCUUUGAGAACCUGGGGCACUCGAACGUGAUCCUGACGGCCGGCGGUGGGGCGUUCGGGCACAAGGACGGGCCGAAGCAGGGCGCGAUCUCGUGCGCCCAGGGCGAGGAGUCGUGGAAGCUGUGGAAGGCAGGCACCUACGGCGACGUGAGCCUGUCGGACGGUGUCGUCGAGUACGCGAAGACACACGAGGAGCUCAAGGGCGCGUUCUUGACGUUCCAGAAGGAUGCGGACCAGAUCUACCCUGGCUGGAAGGAGAAGCUCGGCUACACCGGCGAGUCCUCCGUCCAGGCUGCCAGCUUCAAUUGGCAGAAGAAGGAUUUGGCCGCGGCGUUCGUUGGCGCCAGCACGACUCGCAAAGCGAGCUCCGUGGCCCGCCGCGCCUUGGACCAGUCGAGCCGCUACGCGGACCUCUCGUUGACGGAGGAGGACCUGAUCAAGAACGGCCAGCACGUGCUGGUGGCCUACAUCAUGAAGCCCAAGGCGGGUUACGACUACCUGGCCACGGCGGCGCACUUCGCGGCGGAGUCCUCCACCGGCACGAACGUGAACGUGUGCACCACUGACGACUUCACCAAGACUGUGGACGCGCUCGUUUACUACAUUGACCCGGAGAACGAGGAGAUGAAGAUCGCCUACCCGACGGCCUUGUUCGACCGCAACAUCACCGAUGGCCGCGCAAUGAUGUGUUCCGUUUUGACUCUCAGCAUCGGGAACAACCAGGGUAUGGGUGACGUCGACUACGGCAAGAUCUACGAUAUCUACUUCCCGCCGCAGUACCUGCGCCUGUUCGACGGGCCGUCGUGCUGCGUGAUCGACAUGUGGCGCAUCCUGGGCCGCGGCACCGUCGGCGGUGGCUGGUGGUCGGCACCAUCAUUAAGCCCAAGCUCGGCUUGCAGCCGAAGCCCUUCGGCCAGGCGUGCUAUGGCUUCUGGCAGGGCGGCGACUUCAUCAAGAACGACGAGCCGCAGGGCAACCAGACGUUCUGCCAAAUGA
Prorocentrum cordatum is the source of this 1488-nucleotide messenger RNA. Lineage: Eukaryota; Dinophyceae; Prorocentrales; Prorocentraceae. The record is from the annotation of a GenBank genome assembly.